AUGGAUAAUGAUUCGAAAAUUCAUCGUUCAAAUAAGACUAUGGCAUCUUCCUUCUUUGAUGAUUUGGAUUUAUUCUUCCACAACGAUGAUGGAAAAAGAAAUCUUCAUUUUGAAUCUAUAUCGAUUCACAAUGACAAUGAUCCUGUUUUGCCUGUGGAGUCUUCGCAGUUAUUUGAGAGCUUCGACGAUCUUGGAAGAAGUGAAGCUAUUGCCAUUUCUCCACAAAACGCUUCAGCAAAUUUACAAUCGAAUAUGGAAAACGAUCCGGCGUUCAAGUGUUUUUGGUCAACAUUAAAUUCUGAAGAAUUGACGCAAUUAUUAACGGAAGAUUCAAAUGAUAAUGAAAAUAUUUUAGUUAAAUCAACGGAUAUUGUGGAAUAUCCGUUUUUCUUUGAUGAUUGUCAACAACAGUAUAUUUAUGUUGAGGUAAACAACCCAAUAAGUAUAAAGACGCAGCCGUGUGCGGAUUACCACGUGCGCUAUGAAGGAGACAACAGACCAUCACCACGCUACACCAAAGCAACUGACAAAAAGGCCAUUCAAAUCGAUUUUUCACCUGACUUAUGUGAUAUUUGGAGAUUUGGGAAAGAAUCUGGAUUCAUUCCUUGGUUAAGAAUCACACGUACAACUGUUCCAAAUUCCGAUUCGAAUGUCAUCUGUCGUCAUCCAUAUCCAAUAUGGAUGAAAAACAAUAGAGCAAAAGUUCAUGACGGAUCAAUAUACAUCCAAAUAAGUGAUGAUGAUAUGUCAAACGGAUACAUCAAAAUCGAGAAUUUUAUCAUAGUUAACAUCAAGCAAGAUAAACUUGCCAUGAUGGAUAGAUUUGCAAUUUAUAAUCCGCUACAAACUGUGUUCUCUGAAUAUUGUGAUACACACACAAAUAAUGCAAAAACGAUAAUCGACACAUUCAAUCUUCGUCAAUCGAAGGUCUCCUUUCAAAUAAUGAUGGUUGAUGUUAAUAAUAUAAUAUACCCAAUGAAUUGCUGUUGUGAAACAAUAGCAAUGACCGAAUAUACAGGAAAGAAAACCAGUGUAGAAUCGGAUGAAUUAUCAUCAUCUAAAAAACGUAAAAGAAAUGAAGAGCAAUUCCAAUUACGAAAGACAAAAGCAAAGAAAGUCAAAUCAGGCCAUACCUAA
Molecule: messenger RNA, 1137 nt
Organism: Adineta ricciae
Lineage: Eukaryota; Metazoa; Rotifera; Eurotatoria; Adinetida; Adinetidae
Source: the annotation of a GenBank genome assembly